This is a messenger RNA of Trichoplusia ni (cabbage looper), 903 nucleotides long. RefSeq lists its product as uncharacterized. Gene Ontology annotation, molecular function: oxidoreductase activity. NCBI's taxonomy places the organism in Eukaryota, Metazoa, Arthropoda, Insecta, Lepidoptera, Noctuidae. The record is from RefSeq and is a predicted model, not a curated record. The coding region runs from base 64 to 828 and encodes 254 amino acids. The transcript has a single exon.
AUAUAUAUAAAAGCAAACCAGAUUCGUUUUGUGUACUACAAGUUUGUGGUCUAGCAAAGCAUCAUGAGUUUCAACAACAAAGUGGUUCUUGUGACUGGUGGGAGCUCUGGUAUUGGAGCCGCCACCGCCAUCGAAUUUGCUGCUCAAGGUGCCAAAGUAGCAAUUGUGGGACGAAAUCAGGCGAAGCUCGCAGAAGUAGCAAAGAAAUGCAACAAUCCUCUUGUCAUAAUUGCCGACUUUGAAAAAGAAGACGAUGUCAAGAAAGUUGUUGCAGAAACAGUGAUGCAUUUUGGGAAACUCGAUGUCCUGGUAAAUAACGCUGGAACUGCGAGCUUAGGAAAUAUUACGGACGAAGACGCCAUGGAAGUCUACAACAAAGUUAUGACGACAAACCUCCACUCGGUAGUUCUCCUCACACAUCUUGCUGUACCCCACCUUACAGCAACCAAGGGAAACAUUGUAAACAUCUCGAGCACCGCUUCAAUGGUAUACGCCAAUGAGUUUGUUGGUUUCGCCUACGGUGUGUCCAAGGCUGGCUUGGAUUACUUCACUAAAUCGAUGGCUUCAGAAUUGGCACCUGCAGGUGUUCGUGUAAACUCUAUCAACCCAGGACCUGUAAGAAGCGAUAUUAUUGUAAAAUUGGGAGUCGAGCAAAAAGAAAUGGAUGCAGCUUGGGUGAAGCUUGGGGAUAGAACACCACUGAAACGUAUUUCUGAAGCAAAGGAAAUUGCUGACUUAAUUUUAUUUUUGGCCGGUGAUGCUGGUAAAGGUAUUACUGGUUCAGUUAUUGUCCAUGACAACGGGGUUUUGGUUAAAUCUGUUUUUUAAUAUAACUACAUCGUGUCCUUUCAACUCGAUCGAGUAAAAACUAAAAUAAAUUUCUGACCUUCAGAACAUAUUGAA